GAGCCGUCAAUAAAAGCGCGUCUUGCGUGAAGUGCAAGUAGACAUGUGUGCUUCAACUACGCUAAUUUAUUAUGUAUUAUGAACAAAGGCAAAUUAAAAGCAUGAAAUGAAUAGAGCCACUAUCCAACAGUACAAGACGGGAGUUUUUCCAGAGAGGUUGUGCACCAGCAAAUAUGCACAUUAGCACUCAGUAAGGUCCAUCAAAUGUUACGCUUAUGCAUUCCCAUUUAGUAUCUGCAUUUGGGACCAAAUGUGAAGUGAAAGAAAAAGGGGGAAAAUACAGUAUAGUAUCUGUGCACGAAGAACGUUAGAUGGGACAGGUUGCCGCUUGCAACAAACAUAAUCAUGCAAAACUGGCAUUUAUAACAGUAUAAUAAUGGCCCAUAUUUCCCAAAUUGAUAUCCAUUUACAUAAAAUGUUCUGUCAUGAUAUAAAAUUAUUUAAAAAUAUUGCACCUGAAAGUUUCUUGCCACACGGUGGUUGGAGACCCAAGGAUGUGCUCUUGUACACAUUUGAAAACACUGUAAGAAUGCCACCUUUUAUAGAAAUGGCUUCUUUACUUUAUAAGGUAAGGUUAAUAUCCAUAACAACAAAUGUAACUGUAGAAUCAUAUGUACGCUGUAUCCAAUCGUUCUGUUUUUAAAACUACAUCGUUGACUCGCCUCGUAACCAGUCUAGCACUAAGAGAGGGAGGAAAGGUAACACAAAAAUCUCCACACAGCUGGGGGUGAUGGGGACAACGCCACACAAAAUACAAAGUACUACACAAAAGCAAGGUAAGGAGCAAGACAAAGCCUCGUUUACACUUGCAUUUUUGUGCCACUGUGUAAACAGGUGUGAAGUUAUUGUCAAAUGAUUCUUGGUACACAACCAGGGAAAUGACAAAUGUGGAAUGCAUAGCAUGUUCAGCAGCUCCAAACGCGUUACCAAUUGUAAUUCCUGAAAAGAACAGUUUCAAAACAUGUGCAGAUGAACAAAGGCAGAAAUGUAAAAAAAAGAGGAUUCGUGUCAGCUAAUCAUGAAAUGAGGCUUUUCUCAUUACCAGUGUGCACCGUACAAUGUACAUUCAUUUAUGGCUCAAAAAAGACACACAAUUGAAUGAGUCCACUGCCUGCUCGGGCUAAGGAUAAUGUGUGCACUGAGUUUGGACUCACAACUGCCUUAGAUGGACCCCCAACAAAGUAUAAAGUAGAUAGAAUGGCAGAGUAUGAAUGUUUUGCAAGCGGUGGGUUUAAGACUGAUAACCAACUUGGGAAUUAUGUGGGAAAUACUACAGUGAAGUGUAAAGUAACUUGGGUACGAUCUUGGUUUCCACACGCAAACAUGAUUCCGAUUUUUAUCACCAGACCGGUAUGGUAUGAGAACCCAGGCCCAAAUGAUCAGUCAUGUCAAAAUAUAACAAUGACAAUACCUAAUAAUCAAUUUUUGGCUGAACAAUCUACGGCAGUAGCGGACAGCUAUUGGAUGUGUGGAGAUGACAUAUUGCGUAAUGUUCUGCCUCAGCAAUGGAUUGGCCUGUGCACAUUGGUAAGGAUGAAAGUGCCCGUUCAAGUAAUGGACAAAGGUGUCCGAGAAGUACUCCAAACACAGGGUGCCAUUAGAUUUAAACGAUCAUACAUACCAGACUCUCGGGUCUAUCUCGACGCAAUAGGGCAACCACGAGGAAUUCCAGAGGAAUUCAAAGCUAGGAGUGAAAUUAAGGCUGGUCUGGAGUCUAUAUUUCUCUGGAUUACGCCCAAUAAAAAUGCGGAAUUGAUUAAUUACGUGUAUUAUAAUCAGCAACGCUUUAUUAAUUAUACCAAUGAAGCCCUCAGAGCGCUCGGAGAACAAUUACAUGAAACAACCAAAAUGUCAUGGCAAAAUCGUCAAGCCUUGGAUUGGAUGCUUGCUGAGAAGGGGGGCGUUUGCCACAUGUUUGGAGAACAAUGUUGUACCUACAUACCCAUGAACACGGCCAGAGGAGGAUCUUUUACGACAGCAAUGUCUAGAAUUAGUGAACUAAGCAAAGAGCUGACAGGAAAUGCAGGGAAAGAUGUAAAGGCACUUGACUGGUUCACCACAAAGCUUGGGCAUUGGGGUGCUAACCUGGCAAGAACGGGAAUAACUGUAGUAAUAGUUUUGACAGUGAUAUGUCUGUUACUUUGUUGCAUCGUACCCAUUCUGAAGAAAGUACUGAUUAAGACUUUUGUAAGACAGAUGACUGCGCUGGCGGUUACCAAAGUGGCAGAGGCUCAGCUAGCGCAACCGGUGGUCGAGCAGCCUGAUCUAUUUCCCAAUCCGGACAAUCGGGAGGACGAUGACACCGACUCAGAGGACUCAAUGAGCCGUGAGGUAUGAGUGACUUUGGGAUUGGGAAAGGAGCUGGACACCACCAACUGUAUAUCACAAUGCGCUGAGGCCUCGCCACGAACUGUGCUAGUAGCGUGUGGAAAACCGCCAUGCCAAGGACAGGACUGACAUAGAAGGACAAUAGACUUGGCGGGACUGAACGACAAUGCACUCACUCCCAGUUAAUCAGUGUUGGACUGCUGAGUAACACCAGUUAGUUAUUAUUAACAAGUGUACUAUUUCAGUUAUGUAGCAUUAACUACCAUGUCAGGAUUAUGUCACUCACUUACUAGGUUAGUUACUCUGUAGUCUCAGUGAGUUUACACUGACGCAGUUAUUCAAUGAGUUACCUGAGAAGUACAUUAGAUCAUGAAGAAUUAGACAUGGAGUAAAAUUUGUGAUCUGUUCAAUAUUCACUAUAUCACAGCACUCAGAGUACAGUUUACGUCACACAUAUAUAUCUCUAUAGACAGGUGUAGUUGGUAGAUCAUUUAGUUAACUCAUAAUAAUAAUAGUUACCAGACAGUUAGAUAAGUAGUUGGCACAGGGUCAGCUAUACCAACCAAGGGGACCCUCCAGCUGAGACGAGCCAUCCAUGAGGACCACGCCAGCCGAGACGAGUCAUUCCUGAGGGCUAUAAUCGAGGAAGGAGCCACAUCGUGCGGGAGGACAUCCAUCCAGGAGGCAGGCUAUGAGGAAGGGGUGAGAUGAGCGCCCUCCUCCAACAUGUGACGUGCCAAGUCACCACCUCCUCUCAGCAAAAGAAGCCCCUCAUCACAAAGGGUCCCUCCAGAUGACAUCGUGCUGAUCAUCGGCGGGUGAUCGAAGAAGGGACUGAAGAUGGCCUACACCAUUCUUACAGAGGCACAGUAAUCCUCUGGGCGGUGAUGAUGUGAGCAGAAACAUUGCUCCCGACCUUGCCACACACCGAAUCACUGCCCAUAACACGUUCCCCACUUCCCCGUGCCCAUUCUUCAGGACAAGCAUGCAUCAAAAUCCCCACGAACUUAAUCUUUGAACUUCAUUCGGAAAAUGAAGACGGUGAAAUGACGGGUCUAAGAGACAUUAUUAUUUGUUUUGGGGGUUUGGGACCCCCAAAAGGAGGGAAUAUAUUGUAAAAUGAUUCUUGUCCUGUGAACUCCAGAGUACCUUUUGUUCUGUGAAAGUCAGUUGAACUCAGGCCUACGUGACUGAGGGGGAGGUCAUCGUGACCGAAGUUAUACAAGAUGUGUUCCAGAUGUUAUGUGAUUUCAAAAUGUCCUGCCAACAGGUCCAAGGAAGGACGAGGUUUUGGUAAUCCACCUUAUUGUUAUUGUUCACUGGGUCUAUUUAAGGGUGAACGGAAUAAACGGGGUAUCCCUUUUCCCUCAACUGCAUACGAGUUGUGUUGG
Molecule: messenger RNA, 3719 nt
Organism: Dunckerocampus dactyliophorus (ringed pipefish)
Lineage: Eukaryota; Metazoa; Chordata; Actinopteri; Syngnathiformes; Syngnathidae
Exons: 2
Coding region: 1099-2337 (412 amino acids)
Source: RefSeq, a predicted model, not a curated record